Messenger RNA from Anisakis simplex (herring worm), 618 nucleotides. Lineage: Eukaryota; Metazoa; Nematoda; Chromadorea; Rhabditida; Anisakidae. The record is from the annotation of a GenBank genome assembly.
AUGGAUUCAACUUCACCGACGCAAAACGAUGACGAGUAUUUCUUCGGUGAGAAUUAUCGAAGUUGCGGUGGAUGGCUGCAUGUUGUUUGCGCCGCUCGACUGGUGAUUGCGUUGGAUGUGAUAAUAUGCCUUGUGUUCUUGCUAGUGCUACCGUUGAAGUUCGGUUAUUUGGAUGCACUUUGCAUAGUCCAACUUUGUGUGACAACUAUUGUCAUUGUGUGUGCACUGAUUGACUGCUUUAGAGAAGGACACAGUAAUCUGCUAUGGCCGUUUAUCUCAUACAAAUGUAUUGAAGUGAUCGCUGCGUCGAUAAUGCUGAUCGUGAUUGGUGUUUUGGUUGUUUGCGGCAAUACAAGUCGCUCGGCUCUGAUUAAAUUACUAAGAUAUCGGUUCAGAAACGUUUCAAAAAUCAACAAAAAUAAACGCCCUGAAGGUAACUGGAUUUCAGAAUCCAAUGAACUCAUGUAUAUAUCAUUAUCUGUGAUUGCGCUCUGCGCUCAGUUGGCAUUCAGCUGUAUUGCCGCACACACGUUCAUAUCAGUGCAUCGAUACUUCAACGAUAAGGCUAUUCGAAAGUAUAUCGACGAACGAAAGGAUCUCAUUAAAUAUUUCCUCUGA